AAAGGUGUUUUCGGCCUAUAAAUGAGGUCAGAGGAUUCAGUCAAACCAGUGCUUAGCAUUGGUUUGAGAAAAUAGCGACAGUUAGCUUAUUAAAACUGGACACAUGGCCUAAAGAGGAGAAUAAUAAAGAUGUUUUUUUAAUAAUGCGAAAAGAAUAUGUUUUUAUUUUUUCAAAAGUGGCAUAAAUUCCUCAUGUAUCCCAUGGUAAUGUUUUAAAUGGAGAAAUAGUUGUGUGCAUUUUAUGGUUUGAUGUUUAAAAAAAUGUCCCUUGCCAUAUGGCGCCCUCAUGCGGCCGCUUUUAAUAUGAGCAGGACCUCAAAAAGUUGCAGUCUGUCUUAGCAACCAGACGCUCUUGCCUGGAUACAGACUGAUGGCUAACACUGGCUAAAGCAACCAGCGAGGUUUGCUGCUGUUCAGUUCUCCAUGGAAAAUAAUUUUGAUUUAGAUGUACACUAAAUUUAGCCGAUUGAUAUUUAAACGGUCUCCUGUCGUACUUACUAUUUACAAGCACAACGUUAGAAGCUAGCACAGCUAGCGCUGAUGUGUGGUGACUUCGUACUCUUACUUGCUGACCUCAGUUAUUACAGAGAUAUGUUGUCAAAUGAGAAGCAAAAGAACCGCAGUGAAGAGGAAGUGAUCAAAAAACUGUGCAUGGCUAAUGGAGUCCCCUAUGAAAAAAUUGCACAAGAGGGAAGCAACAUCACAUCACUGGAGAUGUUCUUCUCUGGUUUCCCCCGCAUGAUUGGCCUUUCCUUCUUCCCAAGGCUGUCCCAGCUUACCAUAAUAGGCCAGAACAUAGAGCACAUUGAUGGGCUUGAGUGCUGUCCUCUGCUUCAGGAGCUCUGGAUAGUCCAGUGCCAUCUGACGGAAAUAUCUGGACUACAGAACUGCCUGCAGCUGGAGAAACUGUACCUUUAUGAGAACAAAAUCUGUGAAAUAAAGAAUCUGGACUUGCAGGUCCACCUAGAGGUGCUGUGGAUCAAUAACAACUGCAUAACUAAGAUUAAGGGCUUGGACACACUUCUAGACCUUAAAGAACUAAACCUUGCUGACAACAUUAUUGAAAAGAUCGGGCACAGCCUUGAUCCUAAUGUCAACCUUCAGAAACUCAAUCUGUCUGGAAACAAGAUCAGCUCCUUUAAGGAGUUGAGCCAGCUUGCCCGACUGCCCCGUCUGAGUGAGUUAGCAUUGAAAGACCCCACGUCAACCCCAAAUCCGGUGUGUCUCCUUUGUAACUAUGACACGCACAUUCUUUACCACGUGCCAAGCCUCCAGCGACUCGACAUCUACGACGUCUCCAGCAAGCAAAUCAAGGAAGCAGCUGAGUCUGCAGUGAUGAAAAAAAUUAUGUACUACAAUAUGCGUGUACGCACAGCUCAGAGGAAACUAGCAGAGACCCGGCUCAGUCUGAUAGAGAGGAAGAAAACUCUAUCGCAGUCACCUGAAGAAUGCAUCAAGACUCUCACUCGUGCCCUUAAAUUUCUCGAACGUGAGCUCUCCGUGGGGCCAGUUGUUUGCAAGAAACCUACCUGCCUGUCAGAAAGCGUAGAAGAAGGGCCACCACACCUGGAUGAAGGCUUAGCAGAAAGAAAUGAAUCAAUCAGUGGCAUAAGUCAGGAUCCAGCCACGGAGCACAAAGUACACGCUAAGAUUGAAGCGCUGAGGAAACGACUCAAACUAUGGACCAGGAGGCUAGAUGAGAUUCACAUCUGGUACGAGCGUGAUUUGGCCCGAGCCACAAAUAGGAUGGAGUAUACGGUGCAGUUUCUACUGAUGGAGCUAGAAAGUGUUGGAAAUAUCCGUUUGGAGGAGGGCUGCUCCACAGAUCCUUGGUUUACUUCUUGUUGUGACCUCCUACUUUCCCGCUUCUCUCCAUCAGACUACAAAACGUAUGGCAUCACUGAUAUUAGGGUGAAUAGAGUUAUCCGCAUCCACAAUAGUGCACUGAGACUUUGCUUUGAGGACAAGAUUCACCGUUUGCUAGCCAGCGAAGAUUUAUCUUCCCAGAAUUACAGACGUCAGCUGGAGUAUUUAUUCUACAUAGUUGACCCUGAAAAAUGUGAGAAGGAUGAAACUUUGCAGAUUCUCCAGGAAGGCUUCAAAACAACAGAGCAGCAGAAGGCCAUGGGAAAAGAGGGUGCUAUACCUUUUUCCAAUAGCCUGAGUUUGAACGAGCAGUCCAGAAUUGAGUACACACUUCGCCAGACCAGCCAAAGUCACACUAAACACAGCAUGGAUACGAUUCCCUUCAGGCACGGUCAGGUCAAUGUUUCCAAAGUGUUCGUGGGUAAAAGCAUGCACAUCCGAGAUGGAGAACCGGUGGACAGAAGCAAUUAUCCUGGAGUUUACUCUGUGUAUCGCAGUGUGGAGACAAAGCACAGAUCUGCAAUGAGUGAAGAAAGAUCCGGCUCCAACAAAACACACACUGAUCUUGAGUCCAGUCCCCGCCGAAGGCAGUGGUUUGUGUUUGACCACGAGCUUGUCCUGCCCGAGUACAUCAUAUAUUAUGAAUACAUCACUCAGGACAAAGACAAACCUACAUUGCUGAGCCAUAGCACAGACAGAGAUCCUUCCAAUGAUGUUGCUCUGGACAAAGAGGUCCUCAACAGGGAACCUGUUCUUAAACCUCAGCCCAAGUUAUUGAGCUUGGAUGAUAAAAUUCUGCUUAGUGUUGCCCGAGCCAAUGUCCUCAGUCAAAUCACAGUGCUUAACCUUCAUGGCAACAGCCUGAGCAACAUAAAGGAGAUUUCCAGCCUCACGGCUCUAAGGCAUCUUACUGUCAGCUUCAAUGAGUUCACGCACCUUGAUGACAUUUCUCACAUGCCAAAUCUUGAGUUUUUGGACGCUAGCUUUAACCACCUGGUGACUCUGGAAGGUCUGCGGGGGCUGGGACAGCUCAAACAACUCGAUGUGCGCUGGAACAAGCUGACCAAGGUCAGAGAGGAUACAGCUGUGCUCAGAAAACACACACCUGCUCUGCUGAAACUGGACACCCGAUACAAUCCUUGGAACAGGCCCGAGGCAGUCAGAAUGACCAUACUAGGCCAUCUCAUGAACCUCACACACCUGGAUGAUGUGCUGGUAGCAGAGGAGGAGGCUGCUGAAGCUGUUCAGAUGGCAGCUGGGUCCAAAAUUAACCAGGCGUCUCUUCUGGCACACUCGCGUACCAAGAGUGACCGUCCCCGCACUCUUAGUCUGCUGUCAACAGCCCAGCUCCUGUAUCAUUUGAGUCCAUCACCCUGGGGCCUUGGUAAAGAACUGGACCAAGACUGGACUGCAAAAAUCACCACCCUGAACCUUGACAACCAGAGGAUUUCCAAGAUGAUCAAUCUAAGUAAGCUGGUGAACCUGCGCUGGGCCUCCUUUAAUGAUAACGAGAUCUCAAAAGUCGAGGGUCUGGACAACUGCCUGAAGCUGGAAGAACUGUCCCUAAACAACAACAGUAUUUGCACACUCAGUGGCCUCACACGACUCCAUUGCCUAAAUAAACUGAGUGUAGAUGGGAAUCGGCUAACCAGUCUGGACGUCUCAACUCUCGACGGGCUGUCCAGCUUGUCUUUUCUGUCAGCUGAGAACAACUGUAUUGCUUCUCUUCAUGGCAUCCAGAGACUUCGGUCUCUCCUUGAACUUUACAUCGGCAGCAACCAGAUCUCUACAUCAAGAGACAUCUACUGUCUGAAAGGAUUGACAAACCUCCUCAUCCUGGAUCUCUGUGGGAACCCUUUAGUGGAGAAACUGGAAAACUAUCGAAUAUAUGUAGUGUUUCAUCUCCCCUUCCUCAAAGCUCUGGAUGGAAUUGCAGUGGAAGCAAGUGAGUGUGAGAGUGCAAAGAAUAUGUUUAUGGGAAGACUGACCACCGACACAGUGGCAGAGAAGCUGGGCCACUCAAACUACACAGAAAUCACACACCUAAACCUUCAGGCCUGUUCCAUUAGGAUAGUUGAUCUGUCUCCACCAGAACUCUUCCGUAAUGUGCGCUGCAUCAACUUAGACCAUAGCAACCUCACAUCCUUCUCAGGCCUCAUCCACCUGCCCAACAUCAAAGCUCUGUGUCUCAACUAUAACCACAUAGAGUCAAUUCUGCCCAGGCAGAAGACUCAGACUCAUCUGACAAGCAGACAGAUACUAUACAGCAAAGUGCACUCCAGUGGCUACAGCCAACAGAGCACAUCUAAAGCCAGCAGGGAUACUGGGCCCACUGGCAGCCUGGAGCCACUGAUGGGAAGCCUGGAGGUGCUUCAUUUGAGUCACAAUGGCAUCUCCAAUAUGGCCAAUCUGCAGCUCAGCAGGCUCACCAAUCUUAAAGCACUCUUCCUCGAAGGCAAUGAGAUAAACCAAGUGGAAGGCUUGGAAGGGCUUCACCAACUCAGAGAGCUUGUGUUGAACAGAAACCGGAUUAAAACUCUGACCAAGAACUCUUUCGCAGCCCAGGCUCUCCUCCUAGAGCUGCACCUGGCACAGAACCGGAUCCGGGAGCUGAACCAUCUCGAUCCUCUGAUUGAGCUUCGCAAGCUCUCCCUCGACAUGAACAAGCUGCAGGACAUCGCAGAGCUUGACAAAUUAGAAACUCUUCCCUCACUGAAGGAGCUCUCUGUUGUUGGCAAUCCUGUGGCACGCAAUUCUGUCCACAGACCAGCAGUGGUGCUUCGCCUGCCCCAGCUGCAGGUCCUGGAUGGUGUGGACAUCACUCUGGAGGAAAGAACCAGGGUGGAACUCCUCAAUGCUGAUUCAUCACCAUACUCCCAUCACCCCGGAGCUCUCCUUCCUACAAGUGAAGUUAACCUUCCUGGACUGCUCGUGCCCCACAACCCCACUCUAAGAGUAAUGAGUGUAAGCGGAGGGCCGCAGAAUGUGAUGCACGGGCACAAUGUCCUGCAAAAUAACAUAGACGAAGACCAUUACACAUACAAAUGUAAGAAGCACAAACACAGUAACGUUGCUCGAAGUGGCCAAACUGAUAUUUACUUCAGACACAACCGAAGAACAGGAAGCAACAUUCCGACCACUGCUGGGAACAGACAACAAGAACAAGACAGCAGAUUCCCAAAUGGCGGUAGACUUCCACCCCAGUAGGAAUCAGAAGAGGUGGAACACGAGGUGAACACAUAUGGCGGCCAUCGCUGUUGUUUGUUUUUAUGUCCUGGUGUGAAAUUAAUGACAACAAUAAUCUAUGUGUAUCUAAAUCGUGGGAUUUUUGUAUGUUUUAAUAAAUUACUAUUAGUUAAUACAAGCAGCACUUUAAACUGAACUGCCUCUGAUGUAAAUUAGGCCGUUUUUUGGGGGGGGGGCACAUGUCGUGCCUUCCUCUCAAAUGCAUAUAUAAUGAUUGAGACUUCAUUUUUUUUAUAUGCGGAUCACUAACCAUGGUAAUCUGAGGAUGAGAGGUUUUGGUGUCAUUUUGAAUGCCAUCUCAUCUUUUGCAAACAAGUAGAAAAAACACACAGAUGUAAGGGCGUGUGAGGCUGGCAUGCCGCGUCCAUCGGGUCAGAUGCAUCCCCAACAAGUGGAUAAUCCAGCUUUAGCACACCUCUCUGUGGACAGUAAUCUGCAGUCGCUCAGAUAAAGAUAUAAUCUUGAAUACGGUCCAAAUGGAUUUCAGAGAUUGUCAGUUUCAUCAUGUUAGCCUCUUUUCGAAAAGCCCACAGCAGUUUCGUCUCUAACGUGCAAAUCUCCUGUGUUGUAAUGAACCCACUCCACUUUGUGUUUAUGAUGUUAGCUCAGUGGAGCAUUAAAAUAUAUUCUUCCUGUUUUCCUGUUGGCAUAAUCUAGUGGUGCCACAGUCAACAAAAACACCAGUCUGAAUAAGCCACAUAAGGCAUAAAUAUGUGAAGUAAAAACUCCUUACUGCAACGGGAAACAUUUAAAUAAAAAGCUUCAUUGCUUUCACAGUUGCUCUGCUGACUAUCAUACAUUAGAUCAACAUAGCAACUUGAGGUUUUAUAACAAAAUUUGUGCAAAAUUACACAGAGGAAUAUAAUUAUGAAAUCGCCAGUUUAAAAGACACAGUGUUCGCUGCAGAGAUUACGCAUUGGUGGUGUUAACAUGACCACUAGGUGUCCUUAGAGCUCCAUUAACACUGCUAAUCAGUCAGUGAGUUUUGACCUGUAUGCUGUAAGCUGAAGGAGGAUGUUUGCACUUCACUUUUGUGUCUCUCUUUCCGUGCAGCCUUUUUGCUCAACAUCCCAGAAAUAAGCCAGCUCUACGCAGAAAAAGUGAAAAGCUCUCCCCAAACAAGCUCCCCUAAUGCAUGUACUUAACUUCACUUAAUUUGUGUUAAUUCCCAGCAUUAAGCGGGGCUAAUGACUGCACAAGUGAGUGCACUGUCAUUACCCUGCUCUGCCUGACAUCAAAUGGCAGCUGAUGUACUUCUCUUGGAAAAAAAAAGCACAGGAGAGAUUUGGGGGCUCAGUGUGAGUGCUCUAAUGCGUUAGGUACUGCAGAGGAUAAUUACACAUUUUAUAUUUGAGUACAGUAUGCGCAGUAUGGAUAGUUAUAAAUAUAUUUCUAAUUCCUGUCGUGCGUGGUGUAAGCUUAUAGUGAGCAUGCCACUUUGCACGGCGUGUCUCAUAUCUGCAUAUCUUUCAGUGUUUCUUACAUUAAAACGACAUUAUCAUAAAGAUUGUGAAUAAUUCAUCACUUCUGUGCGAACCCAGAUGCACUGCUCCCUCUGUCUAUCUCGCUGCCUUUCCUAGCUCCUCCAUGUGAGUAGACCACAUGGUUUGUUGCUGGUUUAAUGGGAUGGAAUGUGACAGGUUAUGUUUUCAUCUGCCUUAUAUGAAGGCAGGAGUGACCGAGAGGGAGAAGAAGGAGAAGAAGAGACGCAGAGAGUGAGAGUGA
Molecule: messenger RNA, 6837 nt
Organism: Pundamilia nyererei
Lineage: Eukaryota; Metazoa; Chordata; Actinopteri; Cichliformes; Cichlidae
Gene: lrrc9
Product: leucine rich repeat containing 9
Exons: 33
Coding region: 541-5073 (1510 amino acids)
Molecular function (GO): protein binding
Source: RefSeq, a predicted model, not a curated record